GCAACAGGUAACAGCUCAAGUCUUAAGUGAUGACGGAGGUACAUUUUAAGUACCAUGGAAAUCUCACUGGGCGAGCACAUUUUCCCACUCUGGCAACAGAGGUUGACACCACGUCAGAUAAGUAUUCCAACCUGUACAUGUAUGUGGGCUUAUUCUUGAGCCUCUUGGCCAUUCUUCUCAUCCUGCUCUUCACAAUGCUUCUCCGGCUCAAACAUGUCAUCUCACCCAUCACCUCUGAGAGCACAGAAAGUGUUCCUCAAUUCACAGAUGUAGAGAUGCAGAGUCGAAUCCCCACUCCUUGAAGCCAGGAUGAAGGUGAGCUUGAGUACAUUUCAAAAAACUCUUGUAUGUUAAUGUCCAGGAAAGUUUGCUUUCUUGCAUGAAGUUUCCCAUGGAGCGAAUCAACAAGUUUUUCAUUUAAUAGCAAGCAGUUCAUAUUUUGUUAUUCUUCAUCUUGACUCUGCUUGUGGGAUAUCUAAGAAGCUUAAGACUCAUUAUUUGAAAGGAAUAUAUG
Molecule: messenger RNA, 514 nt
Organism: Tupaia belangeri chinensis (Chinese tree shrew)
Lineage: Eukaryota; Metazoa; Chordata; Mammalia; Scandentia; Tupaiidae
Gene: SERTM2
Product: serine rich and transmembrane domain containing 2
Exons: 1
Coding region: 30-302 (90 amino acids)
Cellular component (GO): intracellular membrane-bounded organelle
Source: RefSeq, a predicted model, not a curated record